AUGAAGGCGGUUCCAAUGCUGGUGGUUGCAAGGACGGCUGCAACGCCGGAAAAUUGGCGGCACAUCCGUUUCUCCGGUCUCGGACCUGGACCGCUUCGAGCUGCAAUCGGCGACGCCGAUGCGUGUUGCUCCUGCACCCUACGCUCGCACCGACCACCACCUCGUUCGCCACGUCCCUCCUCGACUCGCCGGCCUUGUCGUUCUACGACGCCGCCACCAUCACUUCAAGCGGCACUGAGGAGCAGGCACGGUAUUCCUCGCCGUCUGCGCGUCUUCGACCUUCCCUACAGAUCACCAUCUCUCAGGCAGCUCCAUAUCGCACCUUGCAUCUUGCUUCGCUUCUCCGUACCUACUCACAACACUGCUCGGGAUACCGACAUGACGUCUGCUGGAGCGGCGAAAGACACCAGCAAUGGUGUGGCUCCGCUGCAGCAGCUGCUCAGCUCGGCCAACGCACCUCUCAGGUACACCAUCGCCCAGGCUUCCUCGUGGUCAGGCACCUACCAUCCCAGCAACAUCCUGCACAAUCGCCCGCACGAGAUGUACUCCCGCUGGUCCGGCUCCUCCCAGCAUGCUGUCAAUUCCGCUUCCAACGCCGCAACCUCGUCCACCGGCACAGGCAUGGGCGUCAAUCCAUCCAGCUACCUCACCAACUCGUCCAAUCCCGCGCUCGCUUCCACAAACAAUCUCGUGCCUCCCUCAUCCUCCAGCAACGCAUCUUCGCCUUCUUCUUCAGCUGCCACCCUCGCCGGAGGCCCAUCCGCUUCCAGUCGCAGGACGCCCAACGCGCCCGUGGCGAGUGGUACCCCGAACGGCCAAUCGCAGAAGCAGUACAUCAUCCUCAAGCUUGACAAGCUCAGCAUCGUGCGCUCCAUCACGUUUGGCAAGUACCACAAGCCUCAUCCCUGCAAUCUGCGCGACUUCAAGGUCUACGGCGCCACCAGCAUCGACAGCCUCUUGCCCUCUUCCUCCGUCAAUGGUCGUCCGCCAGCCAGCAAGCGUCUACUCCGCGGCGGACUCAAGAACGACGCCGUCCCCGAGACCUUCGAGCUGCGCUGGCUCGAGGAUGCAGCCACAGGCUCUGGCUCCGGCUCCUCCAUCGAAGCCUCCACCUUCCUUCCGGCAGACGGCGAGCCAGAUCGUCGCUCUGCCACCACCGCACUCGUCAAUACGGGCAACGCCGUCCCCUUUGCCAUUCGCUAUGUCAAGAUCGUGCCGCUUGCCGCACACACGCCCAACUACAACUUUUCCAUCUGGCACGUGGCGCUCGCAGGUGUCAGCGAACCCGCUCUAGUCUCUCGCGUCGCACGCAGCUACGAGCAGCAUCGAGAAUCCACCGCGACACGCUUGAUCCUCAAACAUCUUCGAGAGCACGGUCAUCACACGGCGUUCCAAGCCUUGCUCCAAUCUUCUCGCCUCGCCCCUCCUCCCUCAGGUGAAGCGCCAAAGCAACAGCCCAAGUUGCUCCCUUACAGCCCCUAUCGUCCCUUUGAACAUCCACUGCUCACCACCCUCUUUGACGCGCUCGUCCGCCGCGGCAGCUGGGACGAGGUCGAGCUCUGUCUAAACCGUGCUGCCUACGGCGACCUCGUCGAUCCCGCCAACAGCGGCUCGACUACGCCCAUGUCGCCAGGAGGUAGUAUCGGUGUUGCGUCCGCUUCCAUCGCAAGCCUCUCCCGCAGCGGAGUCUGGACGCAACCCUGGCAAAAGUGCAUGUUCUCCUCCUACAUCUCUCGCCAGAUCCCCAAAGCAAGCUGGUCCCAGAUCCAUCCAUCGGUCCUUCCGAGCAAUGCCACCAACAGCGCCGCCAGCGCACCUAAACCGGCUGCCACGGCUCCCUCAGGCAGAGGCGGUCAUGCCAUGGUGUUUGACGCGGACAAGGGCAUCGCUUAUCUCUUUGGUGGAUGGGAUGGCCAGCGUGACCUCUCGGAUUUGUGGGCGUACCACGUCAGCGACAACCGAUGGCGCUUGAUCUCCGCAGAUACACAACUUCAAGGCGGUCCCAGCCCGCGAAGCUGCCACAAGAUGUGCCUGGACGAGAAGAGCGGCUGCAUCUACCUUCUCGGCCGCUACAUCGACUACGACAGCGCACAUCACUCCGAAGCCGUCCCAGCCGACUCGAUGGCUCACGUUGCUCGCUCCGCCGGCGCCGCUUCCUCCUUGGCUGCGCUUCCCGUGACGCCCUCCUCAUCUACAGCACGCACCACCCGCGCCAAUUUCCUUGCGCGCUACCCAGAAUCCAUCGCUCGCGACAUUCACAUGAUCCUGGCCGACAGCUCCUCGCAGACAGACGAUGUCGGAAUGGAGGGCGCUGGCGUAGGCGGGCAGUCCCCGGCAGCGCGCGCGAUAUCGACCACAGGCGCAACAGGCUCCCGCGGUUCGACGCCGGCGCCAGCUUCCAAUUCCGAAGCCUCUCCUCUCCUCAUGGGCGGCGCUCUUGCCGACUCGAUCGGAAGAUCGCCGAGAGCUUCCUCGCGUCUUCAGAGCAGCGUCCGCUCGGAUUCGCAGCAGAGACCUCCCUCGCUCUCAUCCCCACCUGGUCGCGAAGCCGACUUUUUCCGUUUCUCGACUCGCGCCGAGAGGUGGGAGAGGUUAAGCGCCGACACGUACGCCGAUGGAGGCCCCAAGCUAAUCUUCGACCACGGCCUCGUCAUUGAUGCACAGAACCAGAUGAUGUACGUCUUUGGUGGUCGCGUCACCGAUCCGGACCCGGCCAAGUUUGAAUUUAGCGGCAUGUGGCGCUACGACAUCAUCCAACGCAGCUGGACCUUCCUCUUUGACGAUCGCACUUCCAAUGGCGCCAAAAUUCUCAGCAGGUCCGGCCACAGUAUGCUGCUCGAUAGCGGUCGGCCAGGCGCAUCCGGCAUCUCGCCGUCGCACACGCGGCAGAUUUGGAUUCUCGGAGGUCAGCGCGGAGCCUCCGCGACCUUCUUGGCCGACAUGUAUACGUACAACCUGGCUACGGGAGCGGUUCGCGAAGUGUCGCGCAACACAGCCCAGAACGGUCCCGAGGCUGCUUUCACACAACGCGCCACGAUCGAUGUGGCUGCGCGAGAAAUCAGUGUCUUCAUCGGUCUCAUUGGCGGUCGCAACGAGCGCAAGAGGAGCGCUUUUUGGAUCUACAGCAUCCCCCGAUCCUCGUGGAGAAAGGUGUAUCAGUACGAAGGCGGCAAGCAGUCCGAAUUUGCGUCGGAGGCCAUCAGUGGUCCCAGUGUUCCUGGGCUCGGGCUGCACGGUGGCGAUGACAGCUUGCUCGGCACUUCGGACGCGCUGGAUGUGGAUGGCGAGCUGGAGGGAGAGGAAGUGCCCGAGUCGGGUCCGCUGCAGGCUUUGCCAAGCUACUCGGACGAGAUGAACACCGACGACGAGGAGAUGCCCAUCGAGCCACCCGCGAACAGUUGGACCGCCUAUGCAGGAGCCAACACGCCAGAGCCUCUCGGCGGAGCCUCGUCGCACGCUACCACAGCCGUCCUCAGUGCUUCCAGCCCAUCAAUGACUCAUGCAAACCGUGCAAGAAUUGGAACCGGACAGGGAGCGGGGAAUGCACCGCAGGCGACAGAGCCACAGCCGCGGUACGCUGCACAGCUGGUGUUUGACGAUCGAAAGAAAGUCUACUAUCUGCACGGCGGCAAUCCGGAAGAUGCGUCCGAUCGGUCAUACCGCCUCGACGACUUUUGGCGUUUGACCUUGCUGCGACCUACGCCUGGCGAGAUUCUGCGCAGGGCUAAGUUCAGGGUCAGACGACAGCGUUUCCUCGAGAUGACACGCAACCUUGCGCCGGUGAUGAACGACUCGGACGAGGACGUGACUGGCGCCGUAGCAUCUUCAUCGCCACCGCCUGCUGCAGUGCCGACUACAUCAGGGUUUGCUUUGGAUGGUGGACCGCGUCUAGGGUUGGAAGCGCUCAUGUAUCUGCAGACGGAAGUGGGAGCGGUGGUGGAUCAUUCGGACGAAGCGGAAUCACGACUCUUCCGCCGACUCAUGUCGCAUCUGCUGAACGCUGAAACGGGUAGUGGCGGCAACAGUACGUCUGCUGGACGCAUGGCUGCUUUGACGGGCGAUGUCAGCGCAGCGGCAGACGAGACGCUUGUCGCGGCCGAUCGUGUCAGCCUGGGCGGUGGCAGCGCCGGUGGGGUCGGAUCAUCUCCCCUCAACCCGAAUGCGGCCAUGACAGGUGCAGACAGCUGGAGCGGAGCAGCAGGAUCCAAGCGCACACGCGAAGAGGCCGAGACGGACGAAACCGACCUCGCCAGCUCGGUCUCCUCGCUCAUGAGCGGAGACGAUGCAGGAUCCGAAAUGAUGCUAUCCGCUUCUCAGGUGCUGCAGCAUCGAACCAGGAAGGUAGCCGCUGCGAGGAUGCUACCGACGUGGAAUGCAUCCUCGGUUCAAGGAGCACGGGAGAGAGAGUCAGAACAUAUGAGGAUACGCUAUGUUGAAGAGUUAUGGAUAGGUCGAUCGGGUGCCCGAUAUGACUCCGCUGAUCGACACAGUGAAAACGCGCUAUUUGUCCGUGCGUAA
Messenger RNA from Pseudozyma hubeiensis SY62, 4518 nucleotides. RefSeq lists its product as hypothetical. The record is from RefSeq and is a predicted model, not a curated record. Gene Ontology annotation, molecular function: protein binding. The coding region runs from base 1 to 4518 and encodes 1505 amino acids. NCBI's taxonomy places the organism in Eukaryota, Fungi, Basidiomycota, Ustilaginomycetes, Ustilaginales, Ustilaginaceae. The transcript has 3 exons. Gene Ontology annotation, cellular component: cytoplasm.